Messenger RNA from Panicum virgatum (switchgrass), 1128 nucleotides. RefSeq lists its product as uncharacterized. The transcript has 4 exons. The record is from RefSeq and is a predicted model, not a curated record. NCBI's taxonomy places the organism in Eukaryota, Viridiplantae, Streptophyta, Magnoliopsida, Poales, Poaceae. The coding region runs from base 233 to 706 and encodes 157 amino acids.
GCACACAUGCAUGCACAUAUGCACUCUCACUCACUUCCUGCACACACGCAUCAGCAAUCAGCAGGCACAGCGGCAUCACUCGGCUCUCCUCUCUUCCAUCCAUCUCCCUCUGUUUUUCCUACCGCAAGAAUAAACAACACACGACAUCGACAAGCUGCAGACUACGUGAACAACACUGACCCGGAGCUGCUACCUUGGAAGCCUACGACCUGCCCGACGAGACACUGCAGCCAUGUCGACGCCGCAGCAGCUGAGCUUCGUCGUACCGCAAGCCUCCGUCGCGCCGGCCUUGCUCACUACCGACGACGCCGAGCUGAAGCCGCUGCCGGGAGCAACGACGACGUCGACGACCAAGAGAGCCGAGCCGGAGAUCGACGCCGACGCCAACGCCGCGAGCUGGGGAAACAACGCCGAAGCCGAACAGCAAGCACAUCGUGGCCGCUGCACCGCAAGCCUGCGUCACCUCACCACGCCCCGCUUUGUUCCUUGCCUCGCCUGGACCUUCGACGAGCCUUUUGAUGAGGAGACGUUCGUGACUGCGCCAGACGCCGAGCGAGACGCUGAACUAAUACUCGAAAAUAUGAACGAUCAGCAAGAGUUCGAAGAAGAGCCGUCUCAGUUCAGUUCCUUGCCGAAGGAUGCGGGUUUUCGACGUUGGUUCUUUCUAGGACUAACUCCUAGUCAGUUGCCUGUGGAAAUGUUGUGAUACCGGUGCUGUUGUGCGUACUUGCGAACUGAUUAUGUGACAAGUAUAGUAAUGCACAACGAGAACCCGGGUAUUUGUAUGCCUGGGGGCCCACACAAACAGGGCCAAAGCUCAUGUCGUAUCAUAGAAUCACAGCAGACAGCAGCGAGUCAGUGACAAUACCCCCCAGAAUUGGCAUAAUUCUGCUUGGAGUGGGAGCUAUUCCUCGAACUGCUUCAUAGCAUUGUUCACGGAUGUGAAGCCACCAUCCACCAAGAGGUUGAGCGCGCUGGCGUCGCUGGCCGCUGGCCAGGUAGAGCACCGCCUCGGCGACAUCCUGGGCAUCAGGUCGACACCCUUGAGGUUGGCCUCGCCGCCGACGAAGGCCAGGAAAUCCUUGAGCGCGUCGUCAGCGCGCGCGCCCUUUGGCAGGUGCGGCAUGG